AAGCAGAACCAGACAUCAUCAGAACUGCUUUCUUUAGCCGGAUCAUUUACAGUUUUAUUGAUCCUGGUUCUGGUUUUCUGGACUUUAAACAGGAUGAAAAUGAUCACCAGAGAUAAAAUCAUCUUUGACUCCAAACCAACAAUCACUCUGGAGAUAAUCUGAGAUCUAGAAAACGUUGCAGCAUUUCUUUCAGAACUGAAAUCUGGGCCGGAUCUCCCCAUUUCUUGGUCUUUCUCUGUUUGAAACAUUCUGUGCAGAUUUUAGUUUGGUUGCUGCCUUGUUCCUCUAAAGGUUUUUGUUCUGCAGCAUCUUCCAGAACCUGAUCUUCCUGAUGAAAUUCUCUCAUUGUUGUUUCUAGAACUGGACCUGAGACCAGAAUCAUUUUCAGGUGGAUUUAAUAAACCCGUCUGUCUCUGUGAUGCAGGAUCUCAGGGUUUACCUACCAGCAGCGUUCUGUCCAGGAUCCUUCAGACCCAGAUGUUGGACACGUUGGACAUCGAAGGACUUUAUCCUCUGUACCGCCGUGUGGAGCAACACCUGCAGGACUUCCCUGAGGAAAGGACUCGCCUCCAGAUAGACGGACCGUACGACCAGAACUUCCUGGAGAAGGUGCAGAAAUGUUGGAUGGAGGACGACGGCUCUGUGGAGUACGCUGCAGCCAAGGUCCAUCAGUACCGGAUCGCCCUGACGGCUAAGGACUGCUCCAUCAUGGCUGCUCUUGUUCCCAGUGUUGAGGAAGAGGACGAUGAUGAAGACCUCUCCUCUCAGAAGCAUCUCAGGGACUUCAGACCUCAGGCCUUCUCCUCCUCCGUCUCCAUCCUGGAUUUGGAUCCAAAGCCGUUGGACAGCAUCCCCCGCCAGCAGCGUUUGGACCAGAAGAUCGUCUCGUGUUACCUGAGGACGGGCGGUGCCUUGCCCAAGGGCUCCUUGCCGCUGCUCCCCAACAUCAUCACGGCUGCAGAGAGGGAGGACCGAACGCUGCUCUUCCAGCCCGUGUGAACGGCUGGUUCUGUCUGUCUGAGAGAGGUCCGAUCAGGAGGAGAAUCCAGCAUCCGUUCUGCUUCAGUUAACCACAAUCUCACAGCUUCAUUCUGUCACCAACAUCCUCUCUGACCUCUCCUUGGAUGGAAGCUGUUGUCAUAGCAACAAGCUCUGAUGCUAUGAUGUCAGAGGUCCUCAGCUGAUCAUCAUCAUCAACACUAACAGCUGUGAUACAAACACAGUCAACAGGCCGUCUGCUGCAUCGCUUUAAAGGUCAAAUGUGCUGUUAAAGGGUCAGUUCACCAGAAUCAGAACCACGAAAACCUCCUGGGUCAGACGGUUCUGGUCUCAACAGUCUGAAAACCCAGAGACAACCUCCGAUGUUCCCACUGAUUAAAUGAGUUUAUUUGUUGUCAGGCAGGAGGAGGACAGCCUUUCAUGUAGUUUUAACAUUAUUAAAAAACUCCAGCAUCAGGUUGAGCUGAGACCUCUGAGUGUUUGAGGAAACCGGGUUUUGUUCUGGGCUCGGUACUGUAACUUUCACUGAUGUCAGAGCAGAUUUCAGUCUGUUUACUUGUUUACUAAUCUGUGCAGGGUGGUAAACAAACAGCAGUGGUCAGAAGUCCUGAUCCAGCCCUCAUGUCUUCAGAUUUUCCUUCUUCUGACCCAGUUGAUCCUGUCUGUGUGUUCUGGUCCAACAGUUCUCAGGGCUUCCUGUAGGACUGUCAGAGGUUUUCUUUGGACUUUGGCUGAUAUUCACUCCUUUUCAGUCCAGUAGCUGACAACAGAAGAACUUUCAGGACUAAAAGAACCUUCUCCGGCAGAUAAACAGAACCUGAAGGACCUUCAGUAGUUCUGGAGAACUGUUGAUCCAAACACUUGAAGAGAACAAGACGUUUGGCUGUUUGCAAGGAAAACCUGCAGAAAUGAGGACUGGUUGGAUGUUCUGAUCCAGUACCGUUUGUUCCCACUUAGCUUCAGUUCUAUGAAUGUUGUUUGGAUGUUCUGAAGUCAGAAUUUUGGACUGAAAGCUGCUUCAGAGUCCAAUUGGACUCUUUCAGAUCAAUUUUGGAGCGUUUGGCUGAACUGAACUCUGCAGUGAAGCUUCCGGACCGGACUUUAACAAAGUCCUGAGAUCUGAUCCGAGCUCUGACCCACAUGCUGCUGCUCUGCUGGUUUUGUGCCAAACAUGGCUGCUUCCUUUUUGUUUGUCCUGGUGCCUGAAUGUACUGACGGGUCUGUUGGACGGUGACGGUCCUGGAGGACGGUGACGGGCCUGGAGGACGGUGACGGUUUCUGUGGAGAAUGCUGAACCUGAACCAUAAACUACUACAGAGCUUUAGAUUAAGGGUGUGCAAACUUCUUAAUCCAGGUUAGAGCAACUUGUUGAUUAGUUUGUUGUAAGUUAAACAGGAUAAAUGUUGCAUUAAAUGUGGAAAAUGUUCUGAAAUGAUGUAUCAUGGUCUCAUUUCUUACAUCAUUAAAGCCUUUAACAGGGUGUGAAUACUUUAGAGACCUGCAGAUAAUAAAGAAUCUCAUUGGUCAGUCUCUGCUCUGAGCUGGAACCUGAUUGGUCAGCCGCCUGCUGCCUGAGCAACAUGAUUGGCUGAGGAUCAUGGGUCAGCGCUGUGAUUCCUGCAGACUCCUGAAACCUUUGAGUGGAAUAAAAACAGCAGAAACUACGUGGGGACAUAAAGGCCAAACAGCUGUCUGGUGUUUUCUACUGAAAUUAUUUAUUUUUGUAGAUUUGGACCAACGAGUUCUGCUGUUACUGCCGUCACAGUCACGCUCUUUGUAUCAGAAUAAACAUUUGUACCGAACCGAA
Girardinichthys multiradiatus is the source of this 2806-nucleotide messenger RNA. Its product is annotated as inositol-pentakisphosphate 2-kinase-like. NCBI's taxonomy places the organism in Eukaryota, Metazoa, Chordata, Actinopteri, Cyprinodontiformes, Goodeidae. The record is from RefSeq and is a predicted model, not a curated record. Bases 478 to 999 code for a protein of 173 amino acids. The transcript is spliced from 4 exons. Gene Ontology annotation, cellular component: nucleus. Gene Ontology annotation, molecular function: ATP binding; inositol-1,3,4,5,6-pentakisphosphate 2-kinase activity. Gene Ontology annotation, biological process: inositol phosphate biosynthetic process.